AUGAUCGAUUCGUCAGCAGAUAUACCUUCGAUACUGAAACUUCAGUAUCUGUUGUCAUCAUUGAAGAGUGAGGCGGCGCUGCUGUUCGAGCAUACCACAUUGACCGCGGACAACUAUGCGACCACCUGGGCCGCGCUGCUGAAACGGUAUGAUAACCCGCGCAUGUUAGUCCGUGAUUAUUAUCGAACAUUGCAUCACCUUCCCGCGAUGCAUGAAGGAUCUGUGGAUGAAUUGGCGCAGCUUGUGGACGAGUUCACGCGGCACGUGAACGGUUUAAGAAAGCUGAAGGAACCGGUUGACAACUGGGACACUCCCCUCACCACAUUGCUGUUCUUCAAAUUGGAUUCAUCAACCAUCCUAGCUUGGGAAAAGCAUUCAUCGGCCAGCCCCAAGGAUAAGUAUUCAGAUCUAAUCGAUUUCCUGCAGGAUAGAAUCCGAAUCCUUCGUUCGUCCCAAACGUUAGCGAAGAUAUCUGAAUCGAAACAAACGCCGGUGGUACGGUCGUGCAAUUCCGUCUUCCGUUGCAACAAGUGCAACGCACGUCAUCACAGCAUGUUGCACGACGAUUCACCGCCACAGGUAACCAUGAACGUAGGUUCGAGCAAUGAAAUUGUGGUUCUCGAAACGGUGGUUCUCUGGUUAGUCGAUGACCAUGGCAUUCGGCAUGAAGCACGAGCGUUGUUGGAUUCAGGAUCCAUGUGCAAUAUCGUGUCCGAAUCCCUAGCGCGGAAGCUGCUGACACGUCGUACAAAGAUCAACGUUGCAUUGACAGGUAUCGGUGAGGGUGUUCAGCAAGCCAAGGGUUCGAUCAUCGCAACGGUGCAGUCAAAGUCAGCGCCAUUUUCGUCGCCACUUGAGUUCCUGAUAGUGAACUCCCCUUGUGCUGAGAUACCGACUGCCCCAAUCGAUGUUGCUGGUUGGAAAUUCCCUGACGUUCCGUUGGCUGAUCCUGCCUUUAACCUUCCUUCAAGAGUUGAUGUGAUCAUUGGGAGUGACGCAUAUUGGGAAUGGCAUACCGGAAAGAAGCAGUUACUGGUCAAAGGCGGUCCUUGGAGCCAUGAGUCUCUCGAUACAUUGCUGCAACGGUUUUGGGAGAACGAGACCAAUCUAGAGGGACCCGCUCUCUCGCUUGAGGAAGAUGCUUGUGAGAAGCAUUAUGCUGCCACUACAACGCGUGAUCACCAUGGUCGUUACAUCGUUUGUCUGCCUCGUAAUCCCAGAGCAGAUAUAGUAUUGGGUUCAUCAAAGGAGAUUGCGGAUCGACGACUGAUGGCUGUGGAGCGGCGAUUGAAGAUCAACCCUGAAAUGGAGAUGGAAUAUAAGCGUUUCAUGCAAGAGUACGAGGAACUUGGUCACAUGCGAAAACUUACCGAACCAGUGGAUGAUAGUGUUCCGCAUUGUUAUAUUCCUCACCAUGCGGUGGUGAAGGAAUCGAGUACAUCCACAAAGGUACGGGUCGUGUUUGACGCGUCCUGUAAAACGAGCUCGGGAUACUCCUUAAACGAUACGUUACUAGUUGGCCCAAUUGUCCAGGAAGAUCUACUAACGAUUAUAUUGCGAUUCAGGUCCUACGCAAUCGCAUUAGUGGCCGAUGUGGAAAAAAUGUACCGGCAAAUUCUCCACAACAUCAUCGAUCGGAAUCUGCUACGUAUCAGGUACCGAAAGAGCCCCCUGGAUCCGAUAUCGACCUACGAGCUGAAUACCGUUACUUACGGCACGGCGUCAGCUCCAUUCCUCGCCACUAGAACGCUCCAGCAGGUUGCGCAUGACCACAAAGAUCAAUUCCCGAAGGCAGUUGAUCCCGUGUUACGUGAUUUUUACGUCGACGAUCUACUAACAGGAGCGACUGACCUUAACGAAGCAGUAGAAGUGCGAAAGCAAAUCACCGCAAUGCUCGAUUCAGCUGGUUUCGCAUUGAAAAAGUGGGCAUCUAACGUUCCAGAAUCGCUUCUAGAUGUCCCACGUGAAGAUCUUGCGAUUCAAUCAAUGCACGAGUGGAAGGAUGGUCAAGCUGUUUCGACGCUGGGGCUGGUUUGGGAACCCGCCAACGAUUCGUUUUCCUUCAAGAUACAGGAAGAAACGCGGAUAGCUGAGUGGCGUCACGUUCCUGGUUGUGAUAAUCCAGCAGACGACAUAUCACGGGGUCUGAAGCCGGAGGAGCUGCGUAAUUGUGAACGUUGGUGGCAUGGGCCUCGUUGGUUGGCUUACAGCCAUGAUGCAUGGCCAAAUCAUCCACCAGCAGUGAAGGAGAAUGACGGUGUCAUCGAAGAACGGGCGACGGCGUCACGGAUUGUCACAGUUUCUACGAGGUGUGAGUUCCGUGACAAACUGUUCGAGCGAUACUCAUCAUACUACAGGCUGAGACGAGUUGUAGCUUAUUGUUUACGCUUCAUGGAGUGCAUCAAGGGAGCCAACAAAUCAUCGAGAGUAAGCUGCAAGGAUGCGCCACACAUCGAGGAGAAGAGUGUUCCACCGCUUACAGCCACGGAACUACGUCGGGCCGAACUGAAGUUAUGCCAGUUAGCCCAAAGGGAUUCGUUCGCGGAGGAGCUAAAGGUUUUAGCUCAAGAGAAGCAUGUUUCCGACAAAUCGAAGCUGAAGUGGUUGUCACCAUACGGUCAUAUAGUGUAA
Molecule: messenger RNA, 2631 nt
Organism: Anopheles stephensi (Asian malaria mosquito)
Lineage: Eukaryota; Metazoa; Arthropoda; Insecta; Diptera; Culicidae
Exons: 5
Coding region: 1-2631 (876 amino acids)
Biological process (GO): proteolysis
Molecular function (GO): aspartic-type endopeptidase activity
Source: RefSeq, a predicted model, not a curated record